GAAGCGACCGGCAGGAGGACAGAGGAUCAGCGGGACUUUACCGUUCAGAUUCCGACUGCAGAGGAGACGCGCAGAGUCGAAUUGACAGAGGGUGAGCGACGUAAACAGAGACUCUGAGAUACAGACAGAGAGAGAGAGAGAGAGAGAGAGAGAGAGAGAGAGAGAGAGAGAGAGAGAGAAAGAGAGAGUGAAGAAGGGAGAGCUAGGAGCUCGCGACUAUGAAGUGAAAAUCCAGAAAUCCUCACUGAAAAGGUUUAACGGUCUCCAACAAACCAGGAAAGGUACUACUGUGGAUUUUUAACAGGACCAACAAACUCCGCCUAAACCGCGGGGGAUGUUUUAUUGGAAUAAUUAGACUUUUCCGCCCUUUUGCCUGGGAUAUUGUUUCUUUCAGUGGAAUUCUUCCAAUUUACCUGCACGGGGACGGCGACAGGCGGGAAAGGAAGAGGGAGAGGAGGCACUGCCGGGAAGAAGAGUAGAAAAAGAGAAGAAAAGAAGCGGCUGAAGGGGAGGGGGGGCAUUUCGGUUUCUCUUGGAUGGGAUUCUUCCCUUACCCCGCGGAUGGAGGGAUGAAACCGGGGGAAAAAGACGGGGAGAGAGAGAGAGAGAGAGGAGGGAGAAGAGGAGAAUGUAGUCGUCGGGCGCUGUGAGAAUGCAAAACGGACGCACCCCUCUGGAAGACAGGAUUGAACUAUAAACCCAUACGGAAUUUUACAGCCACCCAAAGGAUAUUACACAUACUUACCUCGAUAUAUACAUGUAUGGGGCAUAUUCUCCUAUCUGGAACCUAUUUGUGUGGAGUUACAACUAUUAUCACUAUUACCAUUCUAAUUAUGGGAUUUGGGCAGCUGAUUGCGCCCUGACACUCGGUGAACGGAGGAACCCUAUAACAUCCGGAAAGAGCUCCACAUCUGGCAGCCAGUCCCUUGGGAAGGCGGGCCCUACAGUACUACAAUGAGUGAGUGAAAACAGAAAGAAGAUUUUGGACCUUUACCCUCAUCCAUGAUGUUAUAGCUGCGGUAACAUGUGAAUCCUGAAGCAGAGUGUCCGCUUUUACAUCUCUAAAGGUGUGUUGUCCAGGUGGGGCGGUAACCAUGGAGAGGCUGUUGCUGUGUGUGAUGCUGGCAGUUGCCAUGGCAGUGCGGGCACAGAUCUGCCCGAAGCGAUGCGUGUGUCAGAUCUUGUCACCCAACCUGGCAACCCUUUGUGCCAAGAAAGGUCUACUGUUUGUACCACCGAACAUUGAUAGGCAUACAGUGGAGCUACGGCUGGCUGAUAACUUUGUCACAAGUGUGAAGAGAAAAGAUUUUGCAAACAUGACACGGCUAGUGGACCUUACAUUAUCCAGAAACACCAUCUCCUUCAUCACACCUCAUGCCUUUGCCGAUCUGGAAAACCUCAGAGCUCUACACCUCAACAGUAACCGACUGACGAGGAUAGGCAAUGACACAUUCAGCGGGAUGUCGAAGCUUCACCACCUGAUUCUGAACAACAACCAGCUGGUGCUGAUCCACCAGGGAGCAUUCAACGACCUGCUGGCACUGGAAGAAUUGGACCUCAGUUACAAUAACCUGGACUCUAUUCCAUGGGAAGCCAUCCAGAAAAUGACUAGCCUCCAUACUUUGAGUUUAGACCACAACAUGCUAGACUUCAUUCCAGAGGGAACAUUUUCCCUGCUACAGAAACUCAACCGGCUGGACGUCACCUCUAAUAAACUCCAAAAGCUGCCACCAGACCCACUUUUUCAACGGGCACAGGUCCUGGCCACGUCAGGGAUCCUGAGCUCCACUUCCUUUGCGUUGUCUUUCGGUGGGAACCCCCUUCACUGUAACUGUGAGUUACUGUGGCUGCGAAGGCUGAACAGAGAGGACGACCUGGAGACGUGCGCUUCACCCCAACACCUCUCCGGCCGAUACUUCUGGUCCAUCCCUGAAGAGGAGUUUCUAUGCGAACCUCCACUCAUCACCAGAUACUCCCAUGAGAUGAGAGUGCUUGAAGGGCAAAGAGUUGCACUGAGGUGUAAAGCUAGAGGUGACCCAGAGCCUGCCAUCCACUGGAUCUCUCCUGAGGGCAAACUGGUAUCCAACUCCUCCAGAACGUUGGUCUACACCAACGGGACUCUGGACAUCCUCAUCAGUACUGUGAAAGACACCGGCUCCUUCACCUGCAUCUCCUCCAACCCUGCAGGUGAAGCCCACCAAACUGUAGACCUGGUCAUUAUAAAACUCCCCCACAUCUCCAACAACACCAACAACAUCCAGGAGCCCGACCCAGGAUCGUCAGACAUUUCCACGUCGACCCGGGGGGGAGCCAACGGGAGCAACGUGACGGGUGACGUGAAGGGCGGGGUGGAUAAGAGGGUGGUGACGGCUGAGGCCACGUCAUCAACGGCACUGAUCAAGUUCAACUUCCAGAGGAAUAUUCCAGGCAUUAGGAUGUUCCAGAUACAGUACAAUGGGAGCCAGGAUGACUCGCUGGUCUACAGGAUGAUCCCGCCAUCAAGCAAGAACUUCCUGGUCAACAACCUGGCAGCAGGGACCCAGUACGACCUCUGCGUGCUGGCCAUCUACGAUGAUGUCAUCACCUCUCUGACAGCGACGCGUGUGGUCGGCUGUGUGCAGUUUAGCACCGAGUCAGAGUACAUGAGGUGUCAUUUCAUGCAGUCUCAGUUCCUUGGCGGGACUAUGAUCAUCAUCAUUGGAGGGAUAAUCGUGGCCUCAGUGCUAGUUUUCAUCAUAAUCCUGAUGAUACGGUACAAGGUGUGUAACCAAGGUGAGGGUGGUAAAGGCGUUUCAAUGUCGAUGACCAAUGUUCACUCACAGACCAACGGGCAGCAGUCACAGGGAUGCACUGUGACUCCCAGUGCCUCUAAACACGGCUCAAUCGGAUUAGACGACCUCUCAGCAGGCACAAAGAAAAGGAGCGGCGCAGCAGGAGGAGGAGGAGGAGGAGGAGGAGGGGGAGGGGGCAAGGAUACGAUGACUCAGUCGUCCGACUCUUCCCUGCCUGACUGCUCCACGGCUACAUCAGUUGUCAGCCAGCCUUGGGCGUCCAGAAGUCCAUCAGCUGCAGCCGAGGAACGGGAGAAAGCGGGAGAGAGAGGUCAAGCUGGCGUCUCGUCGCCUACUGCCGCCACUGGUUCACUAACCAAGCUAAAGAGGAAGCCUGCUCCGACUAAGCCAGGCUCGGCUUGCUCCAACAUCUCAGCUGCUCCUGAAAAUCUCCCCUCCUCCUCCCCUCACCCUCCUUCCUCCUCCUCCUCCACCGCCUCCUCUGCUCUCCCCCCCUCCUCCACCCCUCUGGAGAACCUCAACACCAACCGCAACAAUUCCACCGCUCUCAAUCAAACCCCGCCUCCCUUCACCCCUUCCACUUUCUCCAGCCCUCGUGGCACCCCGAGCCCCUCCUCGCGAUUCAGAGAGACCCCCAUCCUGCGCAGGGCUCCUCGCGCCUCCACCUCUGCCUCCGCCAAGUACCAGACUCUCCCUGUGGAAGAGGGAGGAAGGAGCAGGGCGAGGAGGAGGUACUCACUCAGCGAAGGAGGCCCAAAGACUCACUUGUCCCCUCAGGGAGCAGGAGGAGUGCCCAAAUUAGGGCGCAUAAUGCGGAACAAAAGGAGCCAAUCAAUGAGCGGGCUACUCCCGAAAGACGGAGAUGGAGACUCGGACAAAGGGCGGUGCGAUUUGGACUGGAUCCUAGAAAGCACAGUUUGAACUAGAACGAGACAGCAACCAUAAAAUAAACUUUGGAUUAGUCAUUAUUGUUUAUGUUUUGUAUGACUGUAUGUGUGAGAUUGUGUGUGUGUGUGUGUUUGUUUGAAUUUGUUUAUAGGUGUAUGAGUGAAGGUGUGUUUGUGACAUAUGAAACUGUUUGUGUUGUUGCCGUUUAGAAUGUGGUUUGUCAGUGUGUGUGUGUGUGUGUGUUCAUGUUGGAACUUUUGUUUAUACGUGCGUGAUUUGACGGUUGUGUGUUUCUGGGUGUGAACAUGCUUUUUUUUUUCAGACUGUUUUUUUUUAAAUCAUUUUCAUACAUUUUCUCCACAACUCUUUGUAUUCAGUUUACAGUUUUUUUCACUUUGACAGUUUCCUGUUUUUCAUUCAGUGAGUGGACAUCUCGCCUCGUCUCUUAGCGCCCUCGAGUUGGUUUCACUUUAUAGCACAAAAGAAAACAAGUCAACGGACUCGCCACGUCAUUUCCCGAUUCACACUCACCUUAUCUGAAAACACCACGAAAAGGGAAUAACUACAGGAAAAAAAAGAGGAAAAAACACAUUACAAGGACUGGAAAGCACACAAUUGUUACGUUCACAAGUGUGUGUGUCCAUACCGUGGCAAGAGAAUAGCAGUCGGUGCCUUCUUUUGCACUAACAGACCUUCCGACAGAUGACAUAACCGGAUUUAGGACUCCACCACACUCCACGAACGAGGGAUUAGGACAGAAAGGACAAAACAAAGGAAGGGAGAGAUUUCACACAUAGCCUUUCUUACUUGCCGAGUACAGACGUUUCUUGACAUGUAGACAGACACAAACUGAGACAAAAAGUAACAAACACAUGAAGACUUUAACGGACCUCCUAUGAAAUUGAUAUUUUUUAAAGGGAAGAAUAAAAAAAAGAACAUAAAAACCCUGUUAGCUUUUCACUGACAUUGGUAUACUACAGCCUGUGUUGGUCACAAGCUACCGGAAAGCUUCUGUACAGAAAAAGACAACAUGUACUGUGUUGUUAUGUUGUGUAAAAUAAAAAGGGGAUAAAAGGAAAACGGGAAA
Micropterus dolomieu (smallmouth bass) is the source of this 4767-nucleotide messenger RNA. RefSeq names its product leucine rich repeat and fibronectin type III domain containing 5a (gene lrfn5a). Bases 1095 to 3713 code for a protein of 872 amino acids. Gene Ontology annotation, molecular function: protein binding. The transcript is spliced from 12 exons. NCBI's taxonomy places the organism in Eukaryota, Metazoa, Chordata, Actinopteri, Centrarchiformes, Centrarchidae. The record is from RefSeq and is a predicted model, not a curated record.